This is a messenger RNA of Diachasmimorpha longicaudata, 1635 nucleotides long. Its product is annotated as chitinase-3-like protein 1. Bases 1 to 1443 code for a protein of 480 amino acids. The record is from RefSeq and is a predicted model, not a curated record. Gene Ontology annotation, molecular function: chitinase activity; chitin binding. Gene Ontology annotation, cellular component: extracellular region. Gene Ontology annotation, biological process: carbohydrate metabolic process; chitin catabolic process. NCBI's taxonomy places the organism in Eukaryota, Metazoa, Arthropoda, Insecta, Hymenoptera, Braconidae. The transcript has 6 exons.
AUGGAUAAAUGCAAAAUAAUCAUCAACCGUGCACUGCAGGUGGUAUCAAUCGAAGCCAAAAUCACGAUGCGCUCCCUGAAUUUUCUUCUCGCUAGUUGUUUGGCUGCUGCCCUAACAGUCGCCGCCCAAGAUCGAAUCGUCUGCUACUUCGGAAGCUGGGCUAAUUGGCGACCGGGAAAUGGAAAAUUCGUGACAGCUGACAUAGACGCCUCCCUCUGCACGCACUUCAUCUGGACAUUCGUUACUCUCCAAGGAAAUCAGGUGGUAUCAUCGAAUGGUGAUGGAGUCAAUGGGCUCCGAGAGUUCACUCAGCUGCGUGACAAGAACCCCAAAGCUAAACUCCUAAUCGCUAUCGGAGGGGCUGUAGACAGUCAUGGACCUAAAUACUCCAACAUGGUGUCCUCCGCUGAAUCCCGUAGGCAGUUCAUAGACAGCACUGUGGCCUUGUUGAAGCAGUACAAAUUUGAUGGUUUCGACGUUGACUGGGAGUAUCCAACUCGCAACGGCGGAGUUCCAGCUGAUCGCAACAAUUUUGUUUUACUUCUGAAGGAGUUGAAGGAACGUUUUACCAAGGAAGGAGGUCUUAUACUCACAGCAGCUGUCGCCGCAGGUACCUGGACUGCAUCACAGGCGUACGAUAUUCCGGCGAUCAGCCAACAUUUGGACUUCAUCAAUGUAAUGACCUAUGAUUUCCAUGGAUCGUGGGAGCCUAGGACCGGUCAUCAUGCUGGACUUCGUGGAGAUCUGUCAGUGGAAUCGUGUGUCAAAUACUGGCUGGCUCAAGGCUGUCCCAAAGAGAAGCUAGUCGUUGGUGUUCCAACUUACGGUAAAACUUGGACUCUGGCGGAUCCGAAUAAUAACGCUCCAGGCGCUCCAGCACCGUCCGCCGGACAACCUGGACCGUACGUCCGAGAACCAGGAUCGUUUGGUUAUAAUGAACUUUGCGAACAGAUUCGGCAAGGUCAGUGGACAGUUCGGUUUGAUGAGAGAGCAAGAGCUCCGUAUGCCUUCAAGGGAAACCAGUGGGUCAGCUAUGACAAUGUCAAAUCCGUGACGGAGAAAGCCAACUAUAUCAAGGAAUUGAAACUCGGUGGUGCCAUGAUCUGGAGUUUGGAAACAGAUGACAAGAACGGCGCCUGCGGAGAGAAGUUCCCAAUCCUCAAAGCCCUGAAUGCGGUUCUUCGUGGGGGACAUGCGGUCAAAGAGGAAACUCCGGCACCAACGACAAUGACCAGUGCUACUCCAACAUCUAUUCCGGCAUCAGGAACUAAGGCAAACACGAGUUCUGGUCAAUGCACUCGAGAGGGCAAUAUUGCUGAUCCAUCUUCUUGCGGGUACAUUACAUGUGUUAAUAACGGAGCUGGUGGUUUCACCCGGUAUGAGAGACAGUGUGCACCGGGACUCUGCUACAAGGCUGCCACUGAUAAUUGUGAUCGUCCUUGAAUGUCGCGGAUUCUUCGGAUGAUGAAUGGAAAUUGAUAUGUAGUAUGAUAAUCCGAUGCCAGCUGUUGACCGAAUAUUCGUAGUAUGUGAAUGAACGUGUUGAUGAUUCUAUGAAGAUAUAAAUGUAUUUAAUUCUUACUGUACACUACCGGGAAACUUUGGACCAAAACAACAAAAUUUGAAUAAAUAAAU